This is a messenger RNA of Cadophora gregata, 1237 nucleotides long. RefSeq lists its product as uncharacterized. The record is from RefSeq and is a predicted model, not a curated record. NCBI's taxonomy places the organism in Eukaryota, Fungi, Ascomycota, Leotiomycetes, Helotiales, Ploettnerulaceae. The transcript has 2 exons. The coding region runs from base 300 to 1223 and encodes 307 amino acids. Gene Ontology annotation, biological process: proteolysis.
AGAUAAGCACCCGCGUGGGCUACUAACCACGCUUUUUUGAACAUAGCCACUCCAAUGUUCUCGAACAAUCUCGGCACUUUCAUUCAGAUGGCGAAGCUUACCUCAGAGAAGGAGAGCGCCAAGGCUCGUCACUGCUGUAAGCGAGCUCCCGUGCCGCGACAGCCGUCAUCCCACACCUACAAGCAUCGAAGCCUCAACGUUAUCUUAACCUCAGGUAUUCCUUAAUGAACACUUCAUAUACUAUUGAAGAGCAUUGAAUUUAUAGUGGUUUCCAAUUCUCUGUCUGGAUUGCCAUUAAAAUGGGUGGGGGCUCAAAAUUUCCGGACAACCCCGCGCUUGAAGAUGUUCACGCUAAAGUCAGACCAACCACUAUUUCAGCAUCAGACAAUCUCAGGGAAUAUACCGUCUUAGUCACGGGCAUGGGCGCAUAUCCAAACGGCCACGGAGGCCACUACUCUGCCUCAGAAAACACAUCCCACCUCAUCACCCAACGUCUUCCCGACCAUAUCCCGGCCAAUCACCCACUCAACCCUACCGGUUUGCCCAUUCGAAUUAUCAACCCCACAUGCGGUCCAAACUCAGCAGUGAAGUCACAAUACGCACACAUCCGCUCCUACGUCAAGACCCUGCAUGCGGAUUCGCAAGAGACUAACCAGUUGGAUGCGAUUGUCCAUCUAGGUAUGGCUGAUGGAUGGGAUUGGUACACGGUUGAGAAAAGGGCGUUCAAAGAGGGUAUGUCCAGUACGUGGUGGGGAGAGAGUGCGAGAGAGGGGUACUAUAUGGUUCUUGAUGAUGCGGGGAAGACGGUAUUGGAUAUCAAGGGGAAAGAUAAGGGGAUCUGGGAGGGAAGUCCGAUGGGACUUAUGACAGGUGUGAAUGUUGAAAAAGUAGCGGGAGAUGCGAGCAGGGCUAUCAAUGCAGAUUCUGCUAAAGGGAUCCAGGAUCUUGGGGGGCAAGAGAAGGAGAAGCUCAAGGUCCAGAUAAUUCCUCAUAUUGAGGCGGGGAAUUACUGCUGUGGAUUCAUCUACUACGAGAGUUUGGCGACGUGCUUGAAGUGGAAGUUGGAUACUAAAGUGGUGUUUUGCCAUGUUCCGGGAUGGAGAGAUUACGAGAGGCUGAAGAGGGGAUCGGAUGUAGUUUGUGCGGUUAUUGGAGCGAUCUGCAAUCAGAUUCCGAAAGGGAAGCAUGGCUGGUCCUCCUCUGUUAGCACCAAUUACCCGUAGAUUGGAUAAUAGGC